AUGGACGCUGAUUUUCCCGAAUGGGAAGCUCCAGCGGUCAGCCUCUUCGAUUGUUUGCUCCAGGGGUGUCACGAGAACCCGAACGGUCGUUGUGUACGCUGCGAGAACAGCGUCGGGUGUCCUGUCGCCUCCGUUUCUUCGGACGGCUGGCUGGCCUACGCACAAGUCAGAGCGUACGUGGAUCGCCUUAUCGCAUACCUGCAGAGCGAGCCAUUGAAACUGACUCCAGGGAAACGCGUUGCCGUUUAUAGCGUGUUUCGGUGGGAGGUCUCGAUCGUUCUUAGCGCGGCGAGCUUUCUGCAACUGCCCGUCGUGCUCAUCGACGCACACGAAGACGUCUCCUUUGCUCGUGCGCUACUCAAUAACCAAUGUGUUUCACUUCUGUUUCUUGGUCAGGAACAGAACUGCGAGGAACUCCAGAGCUAUGCAGGUAGGUGUCUGCUUUUGGGAGCGGCGGCUCUAGACCUGCCGUCGCAGCCGCCGACACUAUUCUCGGUACUGCAGGUCGACACUGCCCCGGAGGUCGUGACAUCUGGGCAACCUCGUCGAAAAGACUCCGUCGCGCUGAUCAUGCCAACCGCGGGCAUGACAGGUCCACGACGAGUCAUCUGCGUAACCGAAGAACAGCUAGCCCAAGCCGCACAUGCGCUAGCCCCGUUGCUUCAGUAUACAUCGUCGGAUGUAGUCUGUUUUCUGACAUACUCCAUAUUUCAUCCAUUUUUUAUUGUACAUAUCCUGCUGUUAUUCCGAGCUGGCGGUGCCUUUGGAGCCGAACUCCAGACACUCGACAAUAUACGAAAAAUGCGUACAACCGUGCUUGUUGGCCCAGGUGCUAUACUAUCCACAUUCUAUGAGCUUCUCCGCAAAGAGGGUGAAAAGCUUCGCGGACUUGCGCGUCGCAUCUUUGCGCUGCUCGUGGAGCAACCUCCAUUGAAUCAAUGGGACCCAAAAGCGGCGCUGAAGAGCACGCGAACAGGCAUCGCGCGCUCGGUGAUGCGCAGCAUCCGCGACCUCUUCGUGCCCCAGUAUCGCCUGACGGUCAGCGGCAUCUCGCGACUCGCCGAGGACACACGACUCUGUCUGGAGCGGCUCCUUCUGGAACCUGUACUCGAUGUAUACGGGCCAUCGGAGUGGGCUGGCGUGUGUCUUGCUCGAACGCGCAAACGAGAGCAUGACGAAUGGUUCUGUAUCCUGAGCAGUCCCUUCAACCGUCUGGGCCGUCUCUCGACACUCAUGCGUCAGGGCGAACAUACGGCGUACGGCGAGCUGCACCUCCAUAUCAACGGAAAAUGGACAGCGACGGGGGAUCUCUUUCGUUUCAUCAUGAACCGGGGUCCAAGUGACCCUGAAGCACCGCAAUGGCGAGCGCUCGCAUUUGUGGAUAGGAUCUCGAAGAUCGUGCUUUGUGCAGAGCACGGUGCGAACGAGUUGGAUACCUCUUUGGUGGAGCCAAUUGAGCUUUCUCCACAUGAGAAACAACCGCCGUUUCUCUCACUGAGUCUCAUGGAACGGGCAUCACAGCGCAGUGCCUUUGUUCGACAGUGCUGGAUCUCGUUUGAGGCACCACAGCGUCUCAUGGUUCUUCUGGUUCCCGUCCGCGACAUGGUAUGGAAAUGGCUACGAAUGCGACAAUCCGCGAAUGGCACUGCACUCGUGCCGUCCAGAGACGCGCUUUCGGUCGAGCCGAUGCGAGAUGUCUGCAACGACGCCCUGUUCCAGGAGGCUGUUGUGUGCGACCUGCGGCGCGUGCUCGUCAACUGUCGUGCCAUCAGAGACGAAUGGUUUGAUGCGCUCUCCUGGGAAAUCUAUUUUGAGCCACAACUCGAUGCGGGCUGCUUCGAUUUGGGCUUCACUCCGCGCAACCGCCUCUUAACACCGUCGUUCGAAUUGAGAACGAAAUCACUUCGUGCCUAUUAUGGGAAAGAGCUUGGUAUUCCGGUGCCGAGGGCCUCGCUGGAGCGCGGUGCGUUACUCGCAGAGCAGCUUGAUGAGGAGGGCAGGCUCUCGGAAUCCUCGAAUAGCGACGAAUUCGAAUCAGACAUAGGCGACGAGCCGGAGACUGCAACCGCUUCGAGUCUACAGCGAUGGCUUUUGACGCUCUGGUCGGCUUUGCGCGCUGACCUCGUCGAUCCUGUUUUGAAUGCUGAUGAAGAAUGCAUCGAGCAUCGCUCGUUUUGGGGACGCAUAUUUCACCGUCAGCUAGUCACGUCCGAUUCCGCCGAAAGGGCAACUACGCGAAGCACGCGAGAGACCUCAGCUGGUGAAGCUGCAUCCACCAGCAUACCUCGCACAGACCCCGAUCCAGAUGGUGCUUCAAAAGGCCCAGCACCCGCUCAGGAGAUAGGCUGGAUCGCACGUUUCUGGCGAUCAGCGGGCGAUCCUGGUCUCAGCGAGCGUCCCCCGGUGCAUUUGCCACGCUUCGCGAGCCUCGAUGCUGACCUGCCCGAUGGUGCUUGUUUGCCGCUGUUGCAUUCGACGCGAAAUACUGGUCGACGACAAAGACAAAAGGCGCACGAUGGACGGCUACGUAGCCGUGAUGGUGGUGCAGCUUCAGGGCACUCGCGAUGGCGCCUCGGUCGAUUGUGGAACACGUUGGUCCAUGAAUCGCCAGAUCACGACUGUGUGGAUGCUGGUGCUGCUACACAAGUUGAUCGUGGAGCGGGCGACGGGGCGGAUAUGGUGGGAGGCCUCACGGCAUCGGGCGCCUCAGAAGCUGCAGCGCAGAUGCCUCGAUGGCGGCGCUGGUUGCACGUCCCGAGAGUCACAGCGUCAGGCGUGUGCGGUGCUCCCCAAAUGAACGAGCACAUGAGAACGAUUCGGAAAGGGCGUAAGCGGAACCGCUAUGAUCACCACUCUGCCGAGUCGCUUUCCAUAUCUGAUUCUGAGAUAGCACGGCGAUUUCAGCGCCCGUGGCGGAAGUUUCCUGUACAGUUCCAUGCAGCGGCUGCCGGUCGCAUUCGGCAAUGGUGGACGGGCCGCGACUCCAGUGACCGGCACGUGAACGCGAGCGUCACUAGCAUUCGAGAGCACAGUGAUGAUCACUGCAUCGCAAGUGCUUCAAAUGCCACUGAGCAAGGAGUUUGUACAGAGACGAGUUCGAAUGUGAGCGCGGUAGAUUCGCUUUCAGAGAACUACCAGGGAUCCAUGCGUAUUCAAGGUCUUCCAUGA
Molecule: messenger RNA, 3168 nt
Organism: Cyanidioschyzon merolae strain 10D
Lineage: Eukaryota; Rhodophyta; Bangiophyceae; Cyanidiales; Cyanidiaceae
Exons: 1
Coding region: 1-3168 (1055 amino acids)
Cellular component (GO): membrane
Molecular function (GO): long-chain fatty acid-CoA ligase activity
Source: RefSeq, a predicted model, not a curated record